AAAAAAAAAAUAAAAAAAAUAAUAUAGCGGUAACAAACUACUUGUCAAAAUCAAAUUACGUAUAUAAAAACCUACAAACACAUACGAGUGAUUGAACAAGGAAUUAAAAGUGCUCCUCCGGGACCGAAGAAAAUGAAGGGUUCCUUAUCACACGAAGUCCAAGUGAAGGUUCCGGCGGCCGAAGCCUGGAAAGUUUACGGCACGCUUCAACUGGCGGAGGUAGUCCGGCAACGGCUACCAAACGUUUUGGCCCGGAUCGAUGUCUUGGAAGGAGACGGAGGUCCGGGAACCAAACUCCACCUCGUCCUCCCGCCGGGAAACCCGCUUGUUUCGUACUCGAGGGAACAUUUCCUGGUGGUGGAUGAUCAGACAAUGACCAAAGUUGCUCAGGUUUACGAAGGCGGGUUUCUGAACCUGGGGUUUACGCUUUAUCAGGUUACUUUUCGGAUCGUCCCGGAUCCCGACGACGGAAAUUGUUGCACCGUUAAGACCGUGCUUGACUAUGAGAUGGGAGAAGAAGCGGCUGGGAAUGAGGGUUUAGUCACCAUCGAGCCUUUUGUCCACAUUAUGAAUGCUGCCACUGAUUACCUUCUCAACGGCCCCGUUGCCAAUUGAUCGGUGCAAAUCGAGUAGAGAUAUUCAUAAUAAAACAUUACACAAUGUAUACAAACCUUUUUUCUUUUUUUUUUUUCUUUUUUUGCCUUUUAUCUAGAUGCUACUAUUGUAACGUAAGUAAACAAUAUUUAUCGUGAUUGGUAGGUUAUUGUAAUCCGUUUAUUGGAGGGGAAAAAAAUGAAAAUAUAUGUUAUAUUCUCUUCUACUUCAUGAACUUCUAUCCUGGAGGUCUGUAAUUUAUUUAUUUUUUACUCCCUCCAUCUUAAAAUUAU
Molecule: messenger RNA, 887 nt
Organism: Oldenlandia corymbosa var. corymbosa
Lineage: Eukaryota; Viridiplantae; Streptophyta; Magnoliopsida; Gentianales; Rubiaceae
Source: the annotation of a GenBank genome assembly